Kuraishia capsulata CBS 1993 is the source of this 816-nucleotide messenger RNA. RefSeq lists its product as uncharacterized. The transcript has a single exon. Bases 1 to 816 code for a protein of 271 amino acids. NCBI's taxonomy places the organism in Eukaryota, Fungi, Ascomycota, Pichiomycetes, Pichiales, Pichiaceae. The record is from RefSeq and is a predicted model, not a curated record.
AUGGCUGUCCACGGCCAGAAAGAUGAGAAAAGUGCAAUAAUUUGCGACGAGAUGAGUUCUGAUACAAUUGCAACCGUCAAUGAGAAAGCCACUCGGGGUGGCAGAGACGCGCAUGGUGUUGGACACAUUUAUGCCAGCUACACUUACGGUUCCGGCAUGUCCAAGUUGAAGCGAUUAUCUACAACCGCACAUUCACAACACUCAGAGAUCGAUUCCUCAUCUACAAGCUCAACGUACAACGGUCAGAGUCUCAAAUUGAGCGCUAGAAUUAAAAGGAUUGACGAAAUACCUUAUCUUGUGCCUGGCGAGGAUGGCCAGAUCCUGCUAUGUCUCGUCACUGGUGAUGGAAAUGGCUCCAACUGGAAGCUACUAGGCAGAUUAGCAGAGACUGGGUUGAUUUCACUCAAGUUAAUCGAAAUACUGAAGCAACACACUGUUCAAAUAACACGCUUUGGACUGCGGUGCGACGACACUACUGUUUCAGUUGAUUGUGCUAACUUCGUCAAGUGUAUUCUGAUAACAGCAAGGAAUCAAAUCGCCCACCGUGAUACGGCAUAUCUCUUGCGAUACAUGUUUCUUGAAAACAGGCCGGAAAUAAAGGACAUUCUCGUGGAUAUGAGCUUUCAGGUCCUACGAGUAUUGGCCAAACCUGUCCUGGCUCACGUUUUCGACAUACUCCUUGGUCCGUGCAGUACAGAAGAAGACAGAGAUGCGAUAAUUGGUUCGAUUUGUCGCUUCCAUUCAAGCAAACCAGAUUACUUUACUGAAGAGUUGCUUCUGGAAUAUGUUGUGGCGUUUAUCAGUGUCCCUAUCUGA